AUGCUUCAGCUCGGCAUUGUUCGACCGUCUUUCAGCAACUGGACUUCUGCGCUGCACGUCGUGCCAGAACAGGGGCCUGGUGACUGGCGGCCUCGAGGUGAUUAUCGGGCACUCAGUGCUGUGACAGCGGCAGACCAAUAUCCUCUCCCUCAGAUCCAUGAUUUCAGCGCUCGCCUCGCGGGAAAGACCAUCUUCACUAAGUUGGAUCUGAUGGCCGCUUAUCACCAGAUUCCAGUAGAACCAAGCGACAUCCCAAAGACGGCCUUGACAACACCUUUCGGCCUCUUUGAAUUUAUUCGUAUGCCGUACGCACUGAGCAACGCUGCACAAACGUUCCAGCGUUUCAUGAAUGAGGUCACUCGCGGACUGCUCUUUGUCUUCGCCUACUUAGACGACAUUUUGGUCGCCCGCAAAACGCCAGAAAAGCACGAAAAUCACCUGCGGCUCCUCUUAAAUCGUCUUGACGAGGAAGGUCUCGUGAUGAAGACCCAAAAGUGCAUGUUUGGUCUUGAAGCACUAGAUUUCCAAGGUCAUCGGAUCACCCCGCAAGCGUCCGUCGACUUUGAGACAUUAGCCGCCGCCCAGCGGGAAGACCCAGAGCUAACCGAGAUGCGGCAGAAUCCACUGACACUUAUGCUGGAAGAGAUCCUGCUACCAUACACGACUAUGGUCACAUGCGACACAUCGCACGAAUCUCCAAGACCCUUCGUCGCCGUCCAGUUUCGGCAUGCAGUGUUUGACAGCCUUCAUGAACUCUGCCACCUAGGAAUCCGCGCCGCGCAGAGGGUCGUCCCGGACCGCUUUGUGUGGCCAGGCAUUAACGCCGACAUUCGACGCUGGGAGAAGACGUGCCGAACAUGUCAAGCUCAAUAUCUUCAAGGCACACGUUUUGUAGCUGUCACCAUACGCGAUGGAGCCCUACACCAUGCAACCAGCGUCACUACUUCCUCCUCCGAGACGGCUGAAGAAGUGGCCAUCGCCCUGGCCACUCUAGAUCCCACCUGUGACACCAUUGUGUGCGACUCUCGCUCAGCCGUCAUUAACUACAGCAAAGGCCGCAUCUCUCCUCAAGCGCUUCGCAUCCUCUGCCAGGCACCACACUCCAAAGACAGCAUGAUCUCCCUGACAUGGAUCCCCGCCCAUGCGGGCCCUGUCCAUCCACGCCUCCCCAACCUCAACGAAGUCACCCACUCCAUUGCGCGAGGCCUUGUCAACCGAAAGUUGCGAUGGUGGGUCUGGUGA
Messenger RNA from Rhipicephalus sanguineus (brown dog tick), 1242 nucleotides. RefSeq lists its product as uncharacterized. The transcript has 4 exons. Bases 1 to 1242 code for a protein of 413 amino acids. Lineage: Eukaryota; Metazoa; Arthropoda; Arachnida; Ixodida; Ixodidae. The record is from RefSeq and is a predicted model, not a curated record.